Molecule: messenger RNA, 744 nt
Organism: Monosiga brevicollis MX1
Lineage: Eukaryota; Choanoflagellata; Craspedida; Salpingoecidae
Exons: 6
Coding region: 1-744 (247 amino acids)
Biological process (GO): Golgi calcium ion transport; calcium ion transmembrane transport; manganese ion transmembrane transport
Cellular component (GO): Golgi apparatus
Molecular function (GO): calcium ion transmembrane transporter activity; manganese ion transmembrane transporter activity
Source: RefSeq, a predicted model, not a curated record
AUGAAUGACGCUCUGAUCCGGCCAUCUGUACAGGCGGCAUCUUUCACGCAUGCCUUCAUCGGCGGUCUUUCCAUGAUGGUGGUCUCGGAACUUGGUGAUAAGACGUUUUUUAUUGCAGCCAUCUUAGCCAUGCGUCAUUCGCGUUUCACCAUUUUCUGUGGCGCCAUCGGGGCACUUGGUUUGAUGACAUUUUUGUCUGCCUACGUGGGUGCUUUGGCUACCGUCAUUCCGCGCAUCUACACCCACUACAUUGCCACUGGCCUGUUCGUCAUUUUCGGCCUUCGCCUGCUGCGCGAUGGCUACAACAUGGCAGACGACGAAGGUGCCGAGGAGCUUGAGGAGGUACAACAAGAGCUCAAGGCUAAGGAAGAGCAGCUGGAUGGAAAAUGUUGGUCGCACAGCCUUCAUAUCCACUCGGCCGGAUUGCUAUCCCCUGUCUUGGUGCAAUCCUUCAUCAUGACGUUUUUGGCCGAGUGGGGAGAUCGCUCUCAGAUUGCCACGAUCAUCCUGGGCGCACGAGAGGAUCCUCUUGGUGUGACCUUGGGCGGUAUCUUGGGCCACUCUAUCUGCACAUUUAUUGCAGUCAUGGGCGGUCGUUUCAUGGCCCAGCGUAUUUCUGUGCGCAAAGUUACGAUUGCGGGAGGCGUUGUCUUCCUUAUCUUUGCGCUCUCGGGUCUCUUCUUUGAGGAUCCUUCUAGUGAGGGUAUGGAUGCUGCCGUGGCAGAGAUUGAGCUUAACAACUGA